UUUCAACACUACUAUAUAACAAAUAAUUUGAGGCUGUGUGAUGGGAAGCAAGACGUCCUCAUUAUUAAGACCAGACGAGGUACAGACCCUUACUGAGAAGACGGGGUUUACAACCAGGGAGAUCGUCAGACUUUACAACAGAUUCGCGUGUUUGGAUAAGUCCCGGUCCGGAGUUCUGCGGAGGGAAGAUCUACAGAACAUUCCAGAGUUUAGUGUAAACCCACUGUGUAACAGGGUCAUUGAGGCCUUCUUCUGGGAAAGUGAUGAGGUCAACUUUACCCAGUUUGCAACCCUACUUUCCACAUUCCGACCGAUCCGUUCCCGGACAGUCACAGAGUUCAACAACAGAGAGGGCAAGAUAAAGUUCCUCUUCAGACUUUACGAUGUUGACAAAGAUGGGAAACUCAGUAAAGAGGACUUUCACGAGGUUCUGGCGGGUUUAGUUGGAACUACAGUUCAAGAUAAGGAGAUGGAGAAGGUCAUUAUGCGGGCUAUAUGUGAAGCAGGAGCUGAUAUCAAUGAUGAUGACGAGGAAAUAUUCGUUACAUUCGAUCAGUUCAAGAAAACGCUAAAUCACGUGGACGUGGAGACUAGACUCUCAAUGCCUUUCUAAAUCACAGAACAAUGUUAAUGUUUGGUAUAGGGGUCACAGAACAAUGUUUCCACAGAACAAUGUUUCCUUGGUCACAGAACAAUGUUACGAAGAUUUACAGAACUCUUAAUUCACGGAGAAACUUAAUCUUGGUUGUUCACGGUAUGCUCAGAGAAUGGUCGGUUCUCUUUCCUCGGACAAUUGCAUUCUCAACUCUUCUCGUUAACAUUUUCUUUAUCAGAUGACAUUUUUCACAAUUAUUAUUCUAGCUGCAUGGCAGGACUAUAGCUGGUUGGAUUGAUAUAGGAGCAUGUCCAGAUUGUUCACUGUUCAUUAGGUAUUCUAAUACCUGGCUGUUAUAAACCAUGUACAGUUAAAACCCCAAUUUACCACGGAGUUUGGGGAAAGGAACAGCUUCAGUAAAUGUAUGAUAAUUGAUAAGCCCUUAAUUGGGGAAGGGAAUGGGCUGCGGGAAAUCGGGGUUUGCGCUAAAUUGGGGCGCUAAAUCAAUGGUUGGUUUUAUUAUGUAAACACAAUCAAGGUCAGUUUGUUGAUUUUUGAAUGAGAGAAGCCGUUAUACUUAUUUUGAAUAGUUUAGAUAUUAAUUAAUUAAUUACUUCUAAACUACUGAGUACUGAUAUAUUGUGUAAUAUAAUGUGAGCGUGCAAAAUUGGGAAAACAGCAAUUUGAAAUCUCAUUUAUUGUUUGUUGCUUUUUAUACAGUUAAAGGGUUUUAAUUGUAGAUAUGAUUGAUUAAGGUUUGGGAUUGAAAAAUGCACUCGCUAAGAUUCAUUCAUCACUUUUAGCUCUCAUCAUAUUACAACUGUCUAACAAUGUUAACGUCGCACAGUUUUAAUUGUAAACGAUUUGUAAUUUAUGCUUUAAUAACAUGUAUUGAAAUUUAGAAUUUUGUUUUUAUAAACGAAA
Molecule: messenger RNA, 1519 nt
Organism: Bolinopsis microptera
Lineage: Eukaryota; Metazoa; Ctenophora; Tentaculata; Lobata; Bolinopsidae
Product: calcineurin B homologous protein 1-like
Exons: 6
Coding region: 41-613 (190 amino acids)
Biological process (GO): positive regulation of sodium:proton antiporter activity
Cellular component (GO): plasma membrane
Molecular function (GO): calcium ion binding
Source: RefSeq, a predicted model, not a curated record